This is a messenger RNA of Kuraishia capsulata CBS 1993, 723 nucleotides long. RefSeq lists its product as uncharacterized. The coding region runs from base 1 to 723 and encodes 240 amino acids. Gene Ontology annotation, biological process: translation. Gene Ontology annotation, cellular component: cytosolic small ribosomal subunit; nucleus. The transcript has a single exon. NCBI's taxonomy places the organism in Eukaryota, Fungi, Ascomycota, Pichiomycetes, Pichiales, Pichiaceae. Gene Ontology annotation, molecular function: structural constituent of ribosome; RNA binding. The record is from RefSeq and is a predicted model, not a curated record.
AUGGUUUCCUUUAUUUCCAAGAAGAGAAAGCUUGUGGCUGACGGUGUCUUCUACGCCGAAUUGAACGAAUUCUUCACCAGAGAAUUGGCCGAGCAGGGAUACGCCGGUGUUGAGGUCAGAAUCACCCCAACCAAGACCGAGGUCAUCAUCCGUGCCACCCAGACCAGAGAAGUCUUGGGUGAGAAGGGAAGAAGAAUCAACGAGUUGACCUUCCUUGUCCAGAAGAGAUUCAAGCUUGCCCCAGGCUCGCUUGUUCUUUACGCCGAGCGUGUCCAGGAGCGUGGUCUCUCUGCCGUUGCUCAGUGUGAGUCCAUCAAGUACAAGUUGCUUAACGGUCUUGCCAUCAGAAGAGCCGCUUACGGUGUCGUCAGAAAUGUGAUGGAGUCCGGUGCUAAGGGUGUUGAGGUUGUCGUUUCCGGUAAGCUCAGAGCUGCCAGAGCCAAGUCUAUGAAGUUUGCCGACGGUUUCAUGAUCCACUCCGGUCAGCCAGUCAACGACUUCAUCGACACUGCCACCAGACACGUCUUGUUGAGACAGGGUGUUUUGGGUGUUAAGGUCAAGAUCAUGAAGGACCCAGCUGCCGCCAAGUUCGGUCCAAAGGCCUUGCCAGACGCUGUCCAGAUCAUCGACCCAAAGGAGGAUGAGUUUGUUCCAGUUCCAUACGUUAAGGACUACAAGCCAGCCGCUGAAAAGCCUGCUGCUGCCGAGCCAGUUGCUGCUUAA